GCUUUCGCUUUUGCAAAACAACAAGCAUUCGGACAAGAAGGCAAAAAACCCUAAUCGUCUCGGGUUUGGCGUUUCAAUUUCAAACACACUAGAAAGAGGCAAAAACAAAAAAACGGUAUCCCUUGCGACGACGAGAUACGAAACGUUGGUGAAGAGGCAAUGGGAGACGACAGGCUGGAUCUGGAGCUCUCCGAUGAGGUUCUGUCGGUGAUUCCGAUGGAUCCUUUUGAGCAGCUGGAUCUCGCGAGGAAGAUCACUUCAAUGGCGAUUGCUUCGAGGGUCUCGAAUCUGGACUCUGAGGUUGUGGAAUUGAGGCAGAAGCUUCAGGGUAAAGAAACCGUUGUCCAUGAGCUCGAGGAGAAGGCGUCUCGCCUCGAGAGAGACCGUCGCGAGGCUGAUUCGAGGUUGAAAACUGUCCUCGAGGAGAAUAUGAUCUUGACAAAGGAGAAGGAUUCACUGGCAAUGACUGUAACUAAACUCACUCGUGAUUUGGCUAAGCUGGAGACAUUCAAGCGGCAGUUAAUCAAAUCUUUGAGCGACGAGAGUGCUCCUCCUCAAACAGAGCCUGUUGAUAUAAAGGCAUGCGACCAGUCAAGUACUGGAUCGACUGGUUCAUAUACAGGCAAAGAUGAAAGGACCAGCGUACGCUCAACACACCGUUCUUACAGUGGAUCUUCCGACAUUAACAAUCCAACUGUCGAAGCUUCAAAAUAUGCCGGAAACAAAUUCUCAAUGACACCAUACAUCUCUCCACGCCUUACCCCAUCCGCAACACCAAAGAUCAUCUCCACAAGCGUGUCCCCUCGAGGCUACUCUGCAGCUGGUUCUCCCAAAAGAACAUCCGGUGCAGUUUCUCCUACAAAGACAACAAUCUGGUACCCUUCGAGUCAGCAAUCAUCAGCUGCUAAUUCUCCACCUCGCAACCGUACACUCCCAGCUCGUACACCUCGGAUGGACGGUAAGGAGUUCUUCAGACAAGCCAGGAGCCGAUUAUCCUAUGAGCAGUUCAGUGCCUUCUUAGCUAACAUCAAGGAACUCAACGCUCAGAAGCAAACCCGAGAGGAAACUUUGAUGAAAGCAGAUGAGAUAUUUGGGGAAGAGAACAAAGAUCUCUACCUGUCUUUCCAAGGUCUUCUCAACAGAAACAUGCGUUAAACUUUACGAGUCUUGAAUCUCCACCAAAUGUUAUAUCAUCAUAACCAUUGUAGUAUGUGUAGUUCUCGACCAUAUCUAGUGACAUGGAAAGUCUUUUUUCUUUUCACAACAAACAAUGAAACAUCUCGCUUUCGAAAGUGUUUAGUGUUGCUCUCCUGUGA
Brassica oleracea var. oleracea is the source of this 1316-nucleotide messenger RNA. RefSeq lists its product as uncharacterized. NCBI's taxonomy places the organism in Eukaryota, Viridiplantae, Streptophyta, Magnoliopsida, Brassicales, Brassicaceae. The coding region runs from base 160 to 1155 and encodes 331 amino acids. The record is from RefSeq and is a predicted model, not a curated record. The transcript is spliced from 9 exons.